This is a messenger RNA of Sinocyclocheilus anshuiensis, 1089 nucleotides long. RefSeq names its product influenza virus NS1A-binding protein homolog A-like. Gene Ontology annotation, molecular function: protein binding. The transcript has 7 exons. Lineage: Eukaryota; Metazoa; Chordata; Actinopteri; Cypriniformes; Cyprinidae. The annotation marks the transcript as partial. The record is from RefSeq and is a predicted model, not a curated record.
GGCAGCCUCUCCCCUGGAUCCGCCAAACAUUCCUGCAAGCAAGAGUGGAAAUACAUUGCUUCCGAGAAGACCACCAACAAUACGUAUCUGUGUCUGGCUGUGUUGAACGGCGUGCUGUGCGUGAUCUUUCUGCAUGGGCGCAGCAGUCCCCAGGCCUCGCCCUCGGCCACACCUUGUCUGACCAAGAGCCUGAGUUUCGAGGGCCAGCCACUGGAAGAGGAACCCGACAAGCUGCUGGCACCCAUGCACUAUGCUCGCUCCGGCCUGGGCAUUGCGGCUCUGAAUGGCCGACUCAUCGCCGCAGGUGGCUACAAUCGGGAGGAGUGCUUGAGGACUGUGGAAUGUUAUGACAUGAAGACAGCCUGCUGGAGUUUCAUUGCUCCAAUGAGGACUCCACGUGCUCGAUUUCAGAUGGCUGUGCUCAUGGGUCAGCUUUACGUGAUGGGUGGGUCCAAUGGCCAUUCAGAUGAACUAAGUUGUGGGGAGACGUACAACCCUAGUGCUGACGAGUGGACUCGAGUGCCAGAGCUCAGGACCAAUCGUUGCAAUGCAGGUGUCUGCUCUCUGAACAACAAGUUGUAUGUUGUUGGGGGAUCAGAUCCAUGCGGACAGAAAGGUCUGAAGAACUGUGAUGUUUUUGAUCCUGUGAGCAAGGCUUGGAACAGCUGUGCCCCUUUAAACAUCAGGAGGCAUCAGGCUGCCGUGUGCGAAUUGGAUGGCUUCAUGUACGUGAUCGGAGGAGCAGAGUCUUGGAACUGUCUGAACUGUGUGGAAUGCUACAAUCCAGAAAACAACACUUGGACCCUUAUUGCCCCAAUGAACAUUGCCCGUAGAGGAGCUGGAGUGGCUGUCUAUGAAGGUAAACUGUUCGUGGUGGGUGGCUUCGAUGGCUCUCAUGCCCUGCGUUGCGUUGAAAUGUACGACCCCGCCCGCAACGAAUGGAGGAUGCUGGGGAGCAUGAACUCGCCACGCAGCAAUGCUGGUGCGGCCGUGCUCAGUGACAUCAUCUAUGCCGUUGGUGGCUUUGAUGGAAACAACUUCCUCAACUCGGUUGAGGCCUACAACCCUAAAACAGAUGAGUGGAGCCCC